GUGACGGUUGGGUUAGUAAGGACUAACUUGAUCUCGACAGUCUUCCGGAAGGUGAAUUGGGUGAAUUUUCGGAUUAGGAAUAUGGUUUUUUUAUGAAAUGGCUUUUCUCAAAAGUUCUUUUCAGUUUGUCAGAUGUUUCAGCAGAAUUCCACAGCUGUCUUUGUUGACCAACCAGCUUACACUAAAUAAAAGAAUUCAUGGCGACUCACCGUUACCAACCACAGCAUCGUUUUCUACGACGACUACAAGAUUUGGAUUAGAUGAAUUUUUUGAUGAUGAAGAGAACUGGCCAAAAGGAACAGUAAAAGUUGGACGACCAUGGAGGGUAGAUGAACUAAGAAUAAAAAGUAAUUCUGAUCUUCAUAAACUAUGGUAUGUUUUACUGAAGGAAAGAAAUAUGUUAUUAACGAUGGAAGAACAUUAUACACAGGAAAGUGAAUUAUUUCCCAGUCCAGAGAGAAUAUUUAAGGUGGAGGAAAGUAUGGAGAAUAUACUAGAUGUUGUAAAAGAACGUGACAUCGCUUUUAAUUUAUUAGAAACAGGAAAAACUGGACAACCAGAAAAAGUGACAAUCAGAAAUUUCUUAGGUUUAAAAUAUGAACGUACGGUUGAGGAACACAGCGUACCCAAAUCUAUGAAUCGUUUAUUUAACCUUCUACAUCCGAAGUACGAUAAAUACUUUGUGCGAUUUUUUAAUCUGAACGAAGAAAAGAAACGCAAGGAACAGAGUAAAGAGAACCAACUCAUUAACCAGUAUAGAAAAAGAAUGAUUGAAAAAUUUCCACAUUUAAAAAAUCACGAAGAAUUUAGAAAACGUGAAAAGGUCAAUAUGUAUUGAUUGAGUGGAUUUCAUUGAUCUAGUUCAUGUAGCAUUUCAGAAAUAUAUUUCAUAUGAAUUUA
Molecule: messenger RNA, 900 nt
Organism: Patella vulgata (common limpet)
Lineage: Eukaryota; Metazoa; Mollusca; Gastropoda; Patellidae
Product: 39S ribosomal protein L47, mitochondrial
Exons: 5
Coding region: 98-838 (246 amino acids)
Biological process (GO): mitochondrial translation
Cellular component (GO): mitochondrial large ribosomal subunit; mitochondrial ribosome
Molecular function (GO): structural constituent of ribosome
Source: RefSeq, a predicted model, not a curated record